GGAGAGAGACAUUAGCGUGACUUUUAGUGACCUCGGAGAAGCUAAACUCCCCACCCGGAAGUUUGAGGUUUAUAAAUGUUACUGCUGCACAGGAAGCACGGUCGGGACCGCAGCUUUGUCAGAAGUUAUUUUUCUGCUCGCUAGCGUGUGCAAGCAAAUUGUUUUCCUGAUGCGUCAAAAGGGAGUUUCCAUUGAUGAUCUUCAAGUUGUAGUCAUUAAUGCCAUGGUCCUCUCCCAUUCCUUCCCUUAAUCCCUAAUAAUCAAGGAACGAUUUGCAAGAAUAGUUCUUUACCUCUGGAAAAUAAAGUAUCCUGGGUUAAAAUCCUGAAAAGGAGGAAGAUGGAAAGAAGAUUUGGGGAUUCAAUUCCAAAUUUCUCUUUAAUCAUUAAAUUGAACUGCAGAUAACUGCUGAAGUACAUUUUUUCUUUCCAGUAUUUUACUUACCACUUAAGAUUAGGCAAAUGUUUUAUAUUCACUACGGAGUGUUUUGCACUUUGAUAGAGCUAAUGUCAUUUCCAGUUGUAAAAACGUUUGGCAUAUUGUCAUUGGGGGAUUUUUCAGUAUUUGCAGUGAGCAGACUUUUAAAACAGCACUGACAUCCAAUGGCUGCAUAAAGUAAUACAGAGAAAUAUCUGUUUUCCAAAAAAAAAAAAAAAAAGACAGUGGAAUGAUUCCUUAAACAAACAAGCAAAAGACCACUGUGUUUUAGAAGAAAGAUCAUGGGCUUUGACCUAAAAUGUGGAUUAUUGUAAGUAGAAAUGCUACCCUAGUCUGUUAUAAAUUACGAUUCCUUGAACCUACUUCACUGCUAAAAACUGGGUAAAAUGUAUUUUAAGAGGCAAUUAUUACAGUUCCUUACUGCCUGAUGGUAGGCCUUUGGUAAAUGUUUUAUUUCACCCGAUUGAAUAAAAUAACAGUGAUAAAAAAAAUUAAUCCCAGUGUCAGUUAAAAAAAAUACUGCUACAGGGUAAUAUCACUAGGGGGGAAUUGUUUAAUUCAAAUGUCCACACAGUCUAGAACCUUGUAUCUUAAACUUUCCAGUUUUAUUUUUCAUUACUUCAUAGAUGUUUGCAUUUUGGACCACUGAAUAAGCCAGUGGCCAAGAAUCCAACUUCUGCCUUGCUUUUUAAAGGACUUACAAACUAUACAGGAAAGCAAGUAAGUUUAAUUUAUGAAUAAUUUAGUAAAGAAUUUGGUGUUAGUUAAUGCUGAUUGAAAUUUUAAGGUGGCUGUGCCUCUAUGGUCCCUCAGCUUCACAGAAAAAAAACAAAAAAGAGCAGUUUCUUAGUAACAUGAGUUAUCUAUCUACACUUGGGGAAAAAAACCCACAAGUGUAUACCUGCCAUUCCCAUUAGUUCAAGAUGAAUUUUGGCACAUAGCAGGUGUUCAAAAUUAGUUUUGAAUCUUUAUCACCCUGACCAAUGAACUACCAAAACUCAAACCUUCCAACCUGCUUCCUAUGUCGGUCCCAUUUUAAAAACUGUGACCUACAAGAAAAGAAGAAAUUCACCAAAUCAAAAGAGAGGAAGUGUUAAGCAAAUACAGGAACCAAAAAAAGUUGUAGAGGCUGCUUUAGACGGUCUCAUUUAGUUCCUUUGUGGUCCUCUUCUUCACCACAUGCCAAAGCAGUUCUUCACAACCUGUGAGACCAGAGCAUCUUGGGUGUGGAACAAUGGAAGAGCUGGAUGCUUUAUUGGAGGAAUUGGAACGCUCCACCCUCCAGGACAAUGAUGAAUAUUCUAACCCAGCUCCUCCUUCCCUGGAUCAGCAUUCCAAAAAGGAGAGUAACCUUGCUGAGGCUUCAAAGAUCCUGCCCCAUCAGGGUAACGCAAAUCCCUCCUCGGUGCAGCUUGUGUAUACUACAAGUAUCCAGGAGCCCAAUGUCUACAGUGAAGUUCAAGAGCCAAAGGAAUCACCACCACUUCCUAAAACUUCAGCAGCUGCUCAGCUGGAUGAACUCAUGGCCCAUUUGAGUGAAAUGCAGGCCAAGGUUGUGAUGAAGGCAGAUGCCAGCAAGAAACAGUUACCAGACAAGCAGGAUCACAAGGCUUCCCUGGAUUCAAUGCUUGGGGGUUUGGAGCAGGAAUUGCAGGACCUUGGGAUUGCCACCGUGCCCAAGGGCCACUGUGCUUCCUGCCAGAAACCGAUUGCUGGGAAGAUGAUCCAUGCCCUAGGACAGUCAUGGCAUCCAGAGCACUUUGUCUGUACUCACUGCAAAGAAGAGAUUGGCUCCAGUCCCUUCUUCGAGCGGAGUGGCUUGGCCUACUGCCCCAAAGACUACCACCACCUUUUUUCUCCACGCUGUGCCUACUGCGCUGCUCCUAUUGUGGACAAAGUGCUAACAGCAAUGAACCAGACAUGGCACCCAGAGCACUUCUUCUGCUCUCACUGUGGAGAGGUGUUUGGUGCUGAAGGCUUUCAUGAGAAGGACAAGAAGCCAUAUUGCAGAAAAGAUUUCUUAGCCAUGUUUUCACCCAAGUGUGGUGGUUGCAACCGCCCAGUGUUGGAAAACUACCUUUCAGCUAUGGACAAUGUCUGGCACCCAGAAUGCUUUGUGUGCGGGGACUGCUUCAGCAGUUUUUCUACUGGCUCCUUCUUUGAACUGGAUGGACAUCCAUUCUGUGAGCUCCACUAUCAUAACCGCCGAGGAACCCUCUGCCAUGGAUGUGGGCAGCCCAUCACUGGUCGCUGCAUCAGUGCCAUGGGUCAUAAAUUCCACCCUGAGCACUUUGUGUGUGCAUUCUGCCUGACACAGUUGUCAAAGGGCAUCUUCAGGGAGCAGAAUGACAAGACCUAUUGCAAAUCCUGCUUCAAUAAGCUCUUCUCACUCUGAUCUCAACCAAUCUACAACUUCGUCAAACGGCCUAGAAAAUGUAAACCAAGAUGAGAGAGUACAUUUGCUGUUACUGACUUUUUGCUUAAAUAGGCUUAUAGAGAAUGUAAAGGUGAUGAGUAAAUAAGGGGACAUCGAGACAUUACAUGAUUAGACUUAGAAUAUUUUAUUUUAGGAUUCUAGUUUUAUAUCUUUUUAAUCUGGAACUUGGAUUUAGACCUACGUCUUACUAUUAAGUCCCUCUGCAGUUAUAUUUUCUGCAUGCACCUUUUGUUCUACCUCUGGUUUUCUGUUUCUAAUUUCUACCUCUCCUGGUGGCCUUCAGAUAUGUCCUGCUCCAAGCUUCCUUGUUUCCCUGAAUAAUCACUGCUGUGUCAUUGUCCUUGCUGUUAGGAAUCAUGAUACCACUCUUUAAUUCUUUGCCUCUCCCUUCAAUGUAUUUCUCUUUUUCAUGGGGAAAUAGAUUUUAACUGACAUCCUUGAUAAAUAAAAUGGCUUGUGGUUUUGAUGA
Messenger RNA from Marmota monax (woodchuck), 3344 nucleotides. RefSeq names its product leupaxin (gene Lpxn). Gene Ontology annotation, biological process: negative regulation of B cell receptor signaling pathway; endothelial cell migration; transforming growth factor beta receptor signaling pathway. Bases 1673 to 2833 code for a protein of 386 amino acids. The record is from RefSeq and is a predicted model, not a curated record. The transcript has 9 exons. NCBI's taxonomy places the organism in Eukaryota, Metazoa, Chordata, Mammalia, Rodentia, Sciuridae.